This is a messenger RNA of Amphiprion ocellaris (clown anemonefish), 1924 nucleotides long. Its product is annotated as maternal B9.15 protein. Gene Ontology annotation, biological process: negative regulation of mitotic cell cycle; negative regulation of cell population proliferation. Bases 164 to 1003 code for a protein of 279 amino acids. The record is from RefSeq and is a predicted model, not a curated record. The transcript has 5 exons. NCBI's taxonomy places the organism in Eukaryota, Metazoa, Chordata, Actinopteri, Pomacentridae. Gene Ontology annotation, cellular component: cytoplasm; nucleus.
CACUGACGGUAACGUUACGUCUCCGUUGCAGCAGAACAAGGAAGCAACAUGUGCUGACCAUAAUAACUUCAACACAGCAGCCAGGCAACAACCACGACACCAGCCGAGGACACUCACCGACCGCCGUGCCACCAACAACACAGGACACCGAUAAAGCCACAUCAUGAAAAGAGAAGUGAAGGCCGGGGUCAACUUCCUCAAACAGCUGGUUGUGGCUCAUGGAAAAGUCGACAGAGCCAAAGCAGAACUGUUUGAGGAGAGGCUGCAGAAGCUUUUAUGUGAUAAAUAUGAAGACCACUGGUACCCUGACAGUCCCAGCAAAGGACAGGCCUACAGAUGCAUUCGGAUAAAUAACGGAGUCCUCUGCGAUGAAGCUGUCCUGAAGGCAUGCGAGGACAGCGAGCUCACGCCCAGUGAUCUAGGACUUCCGCCUGAGCUCACGCUGUGGAUCGACCCACUGGAGGUGUGUGCGAGAUCUGGAGAGAACAGCAGGCCCUUCACAAUAGCCUGUUUCAAUGAGAAAGAGGACGACGAAGGUGUGAAGGGAGACCAGGACGACGCCUCGGAGGAUUCGGUAAACCUGGACACUUCAGACUACCACUCUGCUACCUCUUCGGAUUGCGGUUCUACUACAUCCAGCGACACGGAGGAAGAGGCGAAAGAUGGCGAGACCGAAGGAGAGCAGGAGAAAGAGGAGGCUGUGAAGAAGGAAGAAGCUGAAGGCGAACCCUACACAAUAGUGAUGGUGCCCAGGAUUCGAAAGCGAGAAGUCAAAUACGUCAGAAAUAUGCUCCCGGCCAGCCUCCAGUACUUCUACCAGCCUACGCCGGUUUGGCGUCAGUACAAGAAGGCCGCUCCAGUGUUCCUCACCACAGUGUGCGCCCCUCCAGCGCCGCCUCCUCCGCCCCAGCAGGUUUUCGGCUACUACAUCUUGCCGCAGCCGCCUCCGCAGUUCAUCGUGCCUCAAGCCGCCCUGCAGCCUUGGGCGGCCGUGAAGGGUUAAACCGUCCACGAGCUGCAAAGACCGAGCAUUACACGCUCCUUCGACUGAGCCAUGUGAUGUCAGGUCUCUCAGUUCAGCUAAACUUGGGCCAAGAAAAGAACAUUUUUAACCGUUAGUUUCAAAGUUAUUCCCUACACAGCCUGUAAUAAUUACUUUCUUUGUCAUUUCUUGCUCUCAAGCAAAGAGAUAGCACUGGACUUGAGUGAAAACUAUUUAAUCUGUCAUGUAUGCACUGCAACUUUUUUUUUUUUUAACUUCAUCAAUGAUUUCAGUCACUGGGUGCUUGGACUAUCUCAGGAACUGUCAGCAAUAUAUUUAAGCCAAAUAAUUACCUUUCUAUGUUCUUUUCUUUCCAGUUCUCUCACUGUGUGUAUGUCACAGUUAAUCACUGUACAAUGUAAUUCAGGGUUUUAAUCUAUUGUAGUUAGACUGACAAUAUCUGUAUAUUAAGAAGACUAUUUUUUACUAAACUGCUUGUAAAUAAUAGAGAAUUUAGAUACUAUAGACUGAGGCACACUUUCUUACUAUUUUUGUUGUAAUUUAUUUGUCCACCAGUGGAUGGCGCUCAAGUCACAUCAAGUACAUGAAGCUGUAUAUUUUUUAUCAACUAUGGAUGCUGUAUCUUGCAAAUCUCAGAACACAAACAUGUUUUUUAGAAAAGCUUGCUAGUCUGUGAAAUGUAUAGCUGUGCUUCUUCUUUCAGGGAAAAUCUACUGGCUUUAAGCUGUUUGUUUUAAAUUACAUUCCUUGCUAUGAUAAUCUGCUACACCCUGGAAACAACCGCAUGUUUUACUCACUCACUUAUGCAGUUAUUUGAUAUUUAUUUAUGCCACUUUGUAGCUUGUGUGUGUUCACUGUCUUGCUGUCACCUUUUGCAUUUUCCUUCUCAUUACAGCCAAUUAAACCAGCUCCUACCUGAAA